This is a messenger RNA of Phlebotomus papatasi, 5422 nucleotides long. RefSeq names its product serine/threonine-protein kinase NIM1. The transcript is spliced from 9 exons. Lineage: Eukaryota; Metazoa; Arthropoda; Insecta; Diptera; Psychodidae. Gene Ontology annotation, cellular component: cytoplasm. The record is from RefSeq and is a predicted model, not a curated record. Gene Ontology annotation, molecular function: protein serine/threonine kinase activity; ATP binding; tau-protein kinase activity. Bases 885 to 2372 code for a protein of 495 amino acids. Gene Ontology annotation, biological process: microtubule cytoskeleton organization; intracellular signal transduction; protein phosphorylation.
AACUGGGCAUACACGGAUUGGCGCGCUUUUGGCAGUUGGCAGUUUAUCGCGAUAUUUCGUCGAGUGUGGGUGGUAUUUGUGCGUUCUCCUGGCUGUGCAAUUGUCAGUGGAGAAAAGAGAUAGUGAGAGUGGGCAGAAAGCGUCGCCCGGAGCUGAAGUGGGGCUCACAAGAGAGUAGUUUGGGGAAUUAGUGCAAUCGUCUUCUCCUCUCGCCCUGAAAAUUGGUGGCGCAUUGUGAGGCAUUUUCCGCGUUGGAGACUCGGAAUAAUAGGCCGUGUUUAUUAUUAGCUGCAUUUAUUUAUUUUGAUGUUUUUCAUCGUCUUUUUUUGCAAAGUGCACUGAAAAUUCUUGUAGAUGUGAUCUUCUGAGGAAUCUGGGGAUAUUUUGAGGAGGUUGAAUUGGGGAAAGGAAGAAAAAACAGAAAAAAAAUCCGUAAUGAUUUGAGAUGUGAGGAUUCUGGGAAGGGGCAGUGUGAAAAUGUGUGGAGGUGUCCAGUGUGAAAAUUAAGAAACAAAAAAAGUGAACAACUUUAUCAAGUUUCCUGCCAAGGAGGACAGAAAAAAGCAGAACAGAGGAGAUUGAUAUCAGAGAAAAGUCAGGAGCGUCGUGUGGCUGUUUUUGGUGGUGAAAUGGUAUUCAAAGGUAGCAGAUAACAUCGUACGAAUUGCACGGAAAUGGGCUAUUCUGCAUAGACAAAGAGGGUUUUGGGAAAAGGGUGUAAACCUGAAACCCCUUGUGACUAGUUUACGGAAACAAUCGCCCUGGAGACUGACCUGCCCGUAAUAGUUCCACCUCUCUCUACUCCACCAUAUCAGCGACUCACUCAGGCACUCCAGAAUGAACCGAGAUUCGCAGAAGAGGUGGCACUGGGGAGAAGGAUUGGAAUGUACAAAUUCUGCAAAGACAUUGGAAGAGGCAAUUUUUCUAAAGUCAAACUAGCUGUUCACCAAUUAACAAGAGAUAGUGUAGCCAUAAAAGUGGUGGACAGGAGUCGAUUGGAUGCUAGGGCACUUCGAAUGCUCUCUCGUGAAGUUACAACUCUAGAAUGUGUUCACCAUCCAAAUAUUUUAAGACUUUUCGAAGUGGUGGAGACACUAAAUCGUGUUCACCUGGUGACAGAAUUCAUAUCGGGUGGCGAAUUGUAUCACCGCCUAAUCAACGAGGGGCCAAUUCCUGAACAACAAGCAAGUAAAUUAUUCAGACAACUUCUAUCCGCUGUGCGACAUAUGCACAAUUUGGGAUUUGUCCACAGGGACAUCAAGGCGGAAAAUGUGCUUCUAGUCAAUGAGGAUAAAAUCAAACUGGCGGAUUUUGGGUUUAGCACACAAUUAUCAAAUGAACCAUGUCGCACUUUUUGCGGAAGUCCUCCAUAUGCUGCUCCCGAAUUGUUUAGUGAUGAUGACUAUGUGGGGAAGCCAGUUGAUGUUUGGGCAUUGGGGGUGUUGCUAUACUUCAUGAUAAUUGGAAAUAUGCCCUUCAGGGCACCUACAGUUCCUGCCCUCAGAGCUGCUGUUCUCAAGGGAGACUACCUCCUUCCGGGUCACUUAACUCUUCCAUUAAUUCGAUUAAUCCAGCGAAUUUUAGUUCAUGUGCCAUCAAGGCGUCCCACAAUCGAACAAAUGAUUCAGUGCCAGUGGUUGAAUAACCCGCCGAAACCACCGAGUGAGAUUAACCGGAAAAAGUCAGGUUUCUGGCGUAUUAAAGCCCGAAACAUCCGAUCAUCUCGCUCAACGAAGGAUCUCAGUCAACUUGACUCUCGCAGUAUGGUCCCAAUUGCUUGUAACACUCGUCGGGGAAAUAGUGUUCUUGAGGAAAAUUUCCUUUUUCCCCUGGAUGUUAUCUCGCGUGAUGAGCUAGAUAACGAUCAAGUGAAUUCUGUUCAGCAGCGUAGAUCUUUCUUUGGAGCCAAUUCCAAGAAGAAGAUAGGCCCUAUGGAGACAGAACGUAGAGAAUCGGGAAAGAUGUUCAAGAGGAGCAGCUGCGUGGAAAUUAUGAGCGCCAAUGAGGUGCUAAAUGAUAAAAAGCACAUUGUAAUUGAGUCAAAAUCAGCGGUGGAUAUUCAGACCAGUAGCACACAGGAUGAUGAAGUGCGGGAUUUCUUCAUGAGACCCACCUUCACUUACGAUCUCAACCACCUCCAUCCGCUGGAAAUCGAAACUAGGCGCAUUCUCGAGAAAUUGGGCAUCACUGGAGAGAUGCUCUGUCAUUCCAUAUCAAGUGGACCAAGGAGCGAUGUUAUAGGUGCUUACCGAAUAGUUAUAAAUCGUCUGCAAAAGCAAAUUCUGAUGGCCAAAUUGAAGGAAACCCUUGCCAAAGAGGAAGCAAAUGCCACCAAAUCCAAAGGAAACACCACCUCAUGUGUCAUUUUGUAGGAUGAUAAAAAUAUGGAAACAUCACAAUAUAUUAUCUCUUUUGGGAUAUGGAACUUUUGUGCCCAACAUUUCAUUUUUAGCCACAUUUCAUCGUUACAUUUUGUCUUUUAUUCGUUUUUGAUCUUUUGGUAUUUUAAAUUUACAAUUCGACCUUUGAACAUUUUGUUUCUCGAAAUUGUGUACAAAUAUCAGAAAAUAGUAUACUCAAGGACAUAUUUUUUAGACAAAAUUAACUCUUAAGGCGAUACGCGUUCCUAAAGCUGUAUUAGAGAUGAAAUAUCUUUUCCUUCUGUUAUAAUUCCCCCACGUGUGUCUCGGCUAAAAUACAAAAUCCUCAAUCCAAGUAAAAAAUACUUUCUUCCCAGGUUAAAAUAAUGUUCAUUGGCCAUUUUUUAAAGUUGACAUAUCAAAACUGUAUUUUACGACAAUGAUACAGAGAAUUGGAAUUUUAAAUGUACAUAUUUUAGCCCGUUGAUCCCCAAUUUAUUUCGAAAACGUAAAGUUUCGAGGCCAAUGAGAACUUCGUCAACAACAAUUUAAAAUAUAUCUAGUGAAAAAAAAUUGAAAAUGGCGAGAUAAAGGACUCUCCAUUCUUUGUAUUAACUCCAUUGGAUGAUUUUAAACUAAAAUUGUUACUUAUUUGCAAAAGCAUGUUAGUUGUUUUUAACCUUUUUACUUUAUUUAUCGUACUUAUUAUGAUUGAUUGUUUUUCAAAAGCACAAAAUUUCCAAAAAAGUUCAAAUAAUACAGUUUUUCAGGGAAAGUUUUUACGAUAAAAGAUAAAACUCGAUCCUGAAAUAUUAUCUUAUUACUAACUGUUAUAAAGGUUAUAAUCCCCCUAAAGGCGUCUUCUAUACGGGGGGAUUUCGAAAUGCACCCCACUCUGCUAUGCACCGGUGAGUCUCGGGAAAUCUCCCCUAGUGGUUCAUGUCUGAGAUAAAUUUUCUCCACCCUCUGUUAUAAAUUCUCCAUGUGUGCUCUAACUAAAAUAGAUAGUCUGGAAGACUUUCUAUUUAAUUUCGAAACGUUUCAAACGUCAAUCACACAGUGUUUUACAAUCAAAGAAUUUGUUAAAGAGUGGUAAAGUUAAUAUUUAUGCCUGGUGACGAACAUUUCAUAAGGAAAAGGAGAUGAGGCACCCAUCCUCUAUAUCAAAACAGUCUUACCGCAGGAUUUAAACGAUACAUUCAGAAGAGAGAUUGAUACUGUCUCUAUAUUUCACCUGCUUUUCGACUUUUGAUAAUUUGAAAAUAGAUCACGAGAAAAUAUCUCUUGAAAAACAAAAAAAAAUUAAAAUCGCUUAAAAUGUCAAAAUAUUUGAAGAACAUAAACAAAUGGUGCUUUCGAAGAAGGACAUUUUAAGCGCCAAAAGAUAGGCAAAAAUGCACCAGUCUAAAGCUCAGUGGGGGAUUUUUGUGUCAAAAUGGCGGUUUCGAAAUAAAAUCCUCCCGUUUAGAUGCUCCCAAUGGAGGACUUUUAGUUCGAAAUGAAGGUUUCAAAUCAAAAUUUUUCAGUUUCGAAAGCUUGAAACUUCGAAAUGCUCGAAAUUUUCAAGUUAGAACACUCAAAAAUAUCCUCUUAAGAUAAAAUGACACCCACGACCACGACACCCUUUAAUCAACAAAUCGAUAAAAUUUCCGGUUAAAGUAUUCCUUGUAUCAUUUGCACUUUAGUUUAUUACAGUUUACUGGGUAUUUAAUCCGAUUCCUUCAGAUUUUCGAAUAUUUUUCGAACAUUGUGACUUUUCAGAUGAGUUUGAAUUCGCCAAAAGGUAGGUAAAAUCGAUUUGGGGUAAAGCUCUGUGGGAGAUUUUUCUAUUGAAAAGGGGAUUUCAAACCAAAAUACCCUCGUUUAAAUAGGCCUUCAAGGUAUCAAAUUUUAAACAAAUCUUUUUGAAUGCUUUUGCAAGCCAGGAUGCGUAAGACGUCAGUGUUAAUUAUGUCUUAAAAUAUAAUAUGUCCUUUUCUUCCUAUAUUAAUCGAAAAUUAAUUAUGCCAAAGACAAUGUGGUGAAAAUUCAAUGCUGAAGAUGAAAUUUUGGUAACAAAAAUUCUGCUAACCAUCUCUUUUUACCUCCAUUAGAUUAUAUAUCAAUUAUAUUUUUAUCUGAAGCCAGUAAGAGGAACGUAAUGUGAAAUUACAUUUAUGUUGGGUAAAAAAAAAGGCCUGAGAAAUGGUAAAUGAGAGUGAAGAUGGAAGAGCUUGAAGGUAUGAUUUAUGUGUUGUUAGAGGAUGAUGUGAAGCAUAAAAAAAAGACAGUAUAAUAGUAUAAAAUUUGCUAAUAGAUUUUGAAAUAAUGUGAUCACUAUUGUGAUUUAAUAUCGUUGCACACAAAGUAAACCUCUUGGCCAAUGAAAUAAAGAAGCAGUUGAGCUGCUGAAAAGAAGAGGAUCAACGAUAUUUAAAUGUUUAAAAUUGAUAAGUUUUAUUAGAUGUUCUGUAUACUUCAACUUUAAAGUAUUCAGAGUGCACGUGGGUUCCUAAACUUAAGUCAAGAAUUAGAGAAUAAUAAUUAUAAAGUCAAUACCAAUGCUAAAAAGAAAAUAAUAAAUCCUCCCUUUUAUUUAAAAAGAAAAAAUAUAAGAAAAUUCCACUUAGAGUGAUGCUUUAUCGUAGAAAUGAAGGAAAGUCUUCGUUGCAUUUAACAACAAAAAAAACCUUUCACACUGUUCAAUGAAUGCACAAUGAAUUUUUGCGUAAAGAAAAUCUAAAGAAUAAUAAAGAAUAUCUUGCUAAAAAAAAAAGAAGCAAGAAUUAUAUCUUACCAUUAAAGGCCAAUAGUGAACGUAUUCACACCAAAAGACACCAAAUAAAUAUAUAUAACAAUCUUAUAAAAGAAAUAAAACCUUUUUCAUAUAUAAAAGAAGAGAUUUUAAGAUACAACAAAUAUUCGCAUGUACUUUCUCAUACUCUGAAAGAUAUUGAUGCAUUUUUAUUAUGUUGAAAGCGAAAUCAAAUACCAUUGAUAGUUGAAUUAGUAAAUGAUGAAAAAAAAAUGUAGCAUGAAAUUAAAUGUUAAUUGCAGCAAAUAAAGACAAUGUUAUAUAAUUA